Messenger RNA from Penicillium diatomitis, 1188 nucleotides. RefSeq lists its product as uncharacterized. The coding region runs from base 1 to 1188 and encodes 395 amino acids. Gene Ontology annotation, biological process: transmembrane transport. Gene Ontology annotation, molecular function: transmembrane transporter activity. The record is from RefSeq and is a predicted model, not a curated record. The transcript has 2 exons. NCBI's taxonomy places the organism in Eukaryota, Fungi, Ascomycota, Eurotiomycetes, Eurotiales, Aspergillaceae.
AUGGGCACAUUCACAGCUGCAGCUAUCAUCGCUGCAUAUGAAAACAUUGCCCUUGACCUGGGAGUCUCGAUUCAACGAGUGAGCUACCUCACAUCGUUGCAAAUUGCAAUUCUUGGUGGUGCGCCUCUGCUCUGGAAGCCGCUCUCGCACAGAUUCGGGAGACGUCCGAUCUUUCUUUUGUCUUUGAUCCUCAGCUGCGCUUGCAACAUCGGUUGCGCUAAGAGCCCUGACUAUGCGUCGAUGGCGGCAUGUCGAGCUUUGGUCGCCUUUUUCAUUUCCCCGGCAUCGGCGAUUGGCAGUGGUGUCGUGACAGAGACUUUCUUCCGUCACGAGCGAGCGAGGUAUAUGGGUAUCUGGACUAUCAUGGUCACUCUAGGGGUUCCAAUUGGACCCUUCAUCUUUGGGUUCGUGGCUCAGCGUGUUGACUAUCGCUGGAUCUACUGGAUCCUCGCUAUCACCAACGGAGUCCAAGCAAUCUUAUACCUUUUCUUUGGCCCUGAGACUCGGUACAUUGGCGUGGACGUACAAUCUGAGUCAUCGGCUUUCAAGCGCGAGUACCUGUCUCUUGGGAGAAUCGACCCAACUCCAAUCAAGGUGUCAGAAUUCUACCAUCCAUUGACACUUUUCACAAAUAUCCCAGUUCUGCUGGCCACCGUCGCCUACGCCAUGGUCUUUCUCUUCGCAUCUGUUUUGAAUUCCGUGGAGGUGCCACAGCUUCUUCAGCAGAAAUUCGAACUCAAUGCCCAACAACUCGGCCUUCAGUUCCUCGGCCUGAUUAUCGGUACUAUCCUUGGCGAGCAGCUUGGCGGCUUCAUGUCAGACAUGUGGAUGAAUGCUCGCGCUAGGAAAAUAGGACGCAAACCUGAACCUGAAUACCGACUGUGGCUGAGUUAUAUCGGCUUCCUGUUGACGAUCGCAGGGAUGGUUGUCUUCUUGGUGUGUACGGAGCAGGCGACUGUAGGGCAGUGGAAUGUCAAGCCCGUUGUCGGCACUGGUAUCGCUGCCUUUGGAAACCAAGUCGUCACGACAGUGAUGACGACAUACGCAGUCGAUACCUACCCUCAGGAUGCCGGGAGUGUUGGUGUCUUCAUCAACUUUGUGAGAUCCACAUGGGGAUUCAUUGGACCUUUCUGGUAUGUUCGUCCUGGGCAGGAUAUCUGUUUCUCUUAUGGUCAGAAACGGAGCUAA